Pteropus alecto (black flying fox) is the source of this 5361-nucleotide messenger RNA. It is a transcript of the gene ZC3H11A, whose product is annotated as zinc finger CCCH-type containing 11A. Lineage: Eukaryota; Metazoa; Chordata; Mammalia; Chiroptera; Pteropodidae. Gene Ontology annotation, molecular function: metal ion binding. The coding region runs from base 397 to 2841 and encodes 814 amino acids. The record is from RefSeq and is a predicted model, not a curated record. The transcript has 19 exons.
CCAUCUUUGACGCUGGCAGUAUUGGGUUUCUGCUGGUGGUGCUGCUGGGAGGACGGCGGACGGCAGCGACUAAGAAAGAAGAAAGACGUGGCAGCAAGCAGGAAUCGGGGAUAGUGUCGUCGUUUCGAUUUGGGGAUAUUCCCUGCCCAAAAAUUUCCUGGAAAAUUGACUAGUAUUAAGUGUGAGUAAAAGGCGUGAUAGAUUGGAACUCAGUGAAGACACAGACGUUCCUGUUGAGAGCAACCAGCUAAUGAUUACAUUUUAAAGACAAUUUCUGUGGUCAAGUUGUCUUUUGAAAGAUUAAAUCUAUUUCAAGAGAACUUGAAGCUGAUCCUCGUCUUGAGGAAGCAGUGGCUUGUUUUCAAGAAGCCACUUGUGAUCUGAGAUCUACCCAGCAUGCCUAAUCAAGGAGAAGACUGCUAUUUUUUUUUCUAUUCUACAUGUACCAAAGGUGACAGCUGUCCAUUCCGUCACUGUGAAGCUGCACUAGGAAAUGAAACUGUUUGCACAUUAUGGCAAGAAGGGCGCUGUUUUCGACAAGUGUGCAGGUUUCGGCACAUGGAGAUCGAUAAAAAACGCAGUGAGAUUCCUUGUUACUGGGAAAAUCAACCAAUGGGAUGUCAAAAACUAAACUGCGCUUUCCAUCACAACAGAGGACGUUAUGUUGACGGCCUUUUCCUCCCUCCAAGCAAAACUGUGCUGCCCACUGUUCCUGAGUCACCAGAAGAGGAAGUGAAGGCUUGCCAGCUCACAGUUCAGCAGAGCAAAUUAUCUGUCCAGUCUAAUCCCUCCCCUCAGCUGCGAAGUGUGAUGAAAGUAGAAAGUUCAGAAAAUGUUCCCAGCCCCACACAUCCACCAGUUGUAAUCAAUGCUGCAGAUGAUGAUGAAGAUGAUGAUGAUCAGUUUUCUGAGGAAGGUGAUGAAACCAAAACACCUACUCUGCAACCAACUCCUGAAGUUCAUAAUGGAUUACGAGGAGCUUCUGCCCGGAAAGCUGGGAUCAGUUUAAAACAAGGUGAAUGUUUGAAUUUUGGAAUAAAAACCCUUGAGGAAAUUAAGUCAAAGAAAAUGAAGGAAAAAUCCAAGAAGCAAGGAGAAAGUUCUUCGGGAGUUUCCAGUCUUUUACUCCAACCUCAGCCCAUUCCAGGUCUUGAAAAAGAGAAUGUCCGGACUGUGGUGAGGACAGUGACUCUGUCCAACAAACAAGGAGAAGAACCCUUGGUAAGAUUGAGUCUAACCGAGAGACUGGGGAAACGAAAAUUUUCAGUAGGUGGUGAAGGCGAUCCUCCAUUAAAGCGUAGCCUUGCACAGAGGCUAGGAAAGAAAGUUGAUGCUUCAGAAACUGAUAAAACACCAAAGAAAGCUCAGGUUUCCAAGUCUCUAAAGGAACGAUUAGGCCUGUCAGCUGGUCCAAACAAUGAGGAAGCAGCAGAGAGAAUUACUAAAGUUGGUGAGAUCCACGUGAAGACUUUAGAAGAAAUUCUUCUUGAAAGAGCCAGUCAAAAACGUGGAGAAUUACAAACCAAACUCAAGGCAGAAGGACCUUCAAAAGUUGAUGAUUCUACUUUAGGAACCAGAAGCUCCUCCACAAUCCGAAUCAAAACCUUCUCUGAGGUCCUGGCUGAAAAGAAACAUCGGCAGCAGGAAGCAGAGAGACAGAAAAGCAAAAAAGAUUUAACCUGCAUCAAGUUAAAGACUGAUAAUGAAAUUAAAAAAACAGUGGUUUUGCCACCCAUAGUUGUCAGCAAAGGACAAUCAGAGGAGCCUGCGGGUAGAACAAAGUCUAUGCAGGAGGUGCAUAUCAAGACGCUGGAGGAAAUUAAACUAGAGAAGGCACUGAGGGUGCAGCAGAGCUCUGAGAGCAGCAGCAGCUCCCAGCCCCAGCCUGAUGCCACCCCAGCGGCAAGGCGGCUUCUCCGAAUCACCAAAAAAUCAGGUAUAAAAGAAGAGAAGAAACUUCAAGAAGGCAGUGAAGUUGCUUCUCAGAGCAGUGUUACCAGAACAGAAGGUAAAGAGGUUUCGGCUGAGACAACAGGAGUUGGCAUCACUAAAGUUCAAGUCAAGAGAUGUGAGACCACGAGAGAAAAGCACAUACAGAAACAGCCAGAGAGGGGAACCUCUCAGAAGGAAACAUCAGUUUUGACACCCCUCUGGGGAGAUGUAGACUCUUACAGUACCCAGAUAGCAGAGAAGCCAGUGCUCACUACUGUGCCAGGCUUCACACGACACCUGACAAAGCGGCUUCCUACAAAGUCAUCCCAGAAGGCAGAAUUAGAAACCUCAGGGAUUGGGGACUCAAUAUUGAAUGUGAAAUGUGCGGCACAGACCUUGGAAAAAAAGGGUAAAGCUAAACCCAAAGUGAAUGUGAAGCCAUCUGUGGUUAAAGUUGUCUCAUCGCCCAAAUUGGCCCCCAAACGCAAGGCAGUGGAGGUUCACCCUGCUGUCAUUGCAGCUGUGAAGCCACUCAGCUCCAGCAGUGUCCUGCAGGAAAGCCCAGCCAAAAAAGCAGCUGUGGCUGUCAUCCCACUCGUCUCUGAGGACAGAUCAGUCACUGUGCCGGAGACGGAGAAACCUAGAGACAGUCUUGUGCUGCCUUCAACCCAGUCACCUUCAGAUACCUCCCCACCAGAAGUAUCUGGCCCUUCCUCAUCCCAGAUGGCCACAAAAACUCGCCGACUCAGCUCUGCUUCAACAGGAAAGCCCCCGCUCUCUGUGGAGGAUGAUUUUGAGAAACUAAUAUGGGAGAUUUCAGGAGGCAAAUUAGAAGCUGAGAUUGACCUGGAUCCUGGGAAGGAUGAAGAUGACCUUCUGCUUGAGCUAUCAGAAAUGAUUGAUAGCUGAAGGUGGUAGUAGAACAUUUAAAACAAACAAAAACAAACAAACAAAAACUUGCCAAAACCUGGACUUUUAUCUAUUAUAACAUUUACCCAAGAUGGUCAUUUCUUUAGUCUAGAAUUCGCCCCAAAUCAGAAGUAUACCUCUGAAUUAUCUCUAUGUGUCCUGGAUUCCUUGGGUCAGAUUUUUAAAUUCCCUGGUAACCAUUUUGUCUAUUUGAUGACAUGACAUUGUUUAGCAUCUUCAAGAAAAAGUUCUGGUUUACCUCUCUCUCCACAAAAAGACUGAGAGGGAGAUCCAAGUGAAAGGGUGCAAGAGAACUUAGUGACUCCUUGAGGUGUUUGUCAUUUUUUGGCUUUUUCCCCCUUUGUUGUAUUAUUUCUUUUAUGUAUUGUCUUACUGUGCUUAAUGUACCUGAGUUUGAAAAGGAUGAAGACAGCUGCUACCAUUAAGGACCAAAUUUCACGCUACCACUAAACAAACAAAACAAAAAAAAUCCACUCGGUCUCUGUUAAAUUGCAUGUGUUUUUAAAGGUAUUUGGAGAUUCACCUAAGCUUUAGAGAGAGCUGAGCAGCUCAGAAAGCCUGUAAUUUGGACAUAACUUUUGGACCUGAUUUUCAUGUUUCUGCUGCUGUGUAAGUCUCUGAAGAGCAAUAGCUAACUUAUUACUGUAAUUUUUUAAGGCUUUAAAGUGCCUCAGGGGUUCUCUGAAACUAAUUUUCUAUUUCUGGGAUUCCCUGGAUUCUUAAUAAGAGAUGGUGACAUAAUGAUUACAGAAAUUCUCAUUUUAGUAUGAAAAUUGUCCCUUCUCUUCUUUAGUACUUGCCUCCUCCUAGCAUUGAAUUAUCACAGGGAUAAAAAUUGGUUAAUUAUAUAUUUCUAACUCUCCCGGCAAACUCCUCUUGCCCAGUAUUUAUUUGGUGUCUUUUAACCACCUAAGGGGGAAAAAAAUGAAUUCAUUCGAGCUACCAAUAUUUAUCUAUGGACUGUAGCAGUACAAUGAAUUGUACUAUAGAAGGGAUUAUUCGAGAUGUUCUGGGGGUGUAUUGUAUACCUUCCAGUUUUCUUCAUUUCCGAAUUAAAUUUUCUUGAUGUUGGUCACCUUUAUAUCACCUCAAGGUUUAACUGUGAAGGAACAAGUAUGAUGGGGAUAAUAGUCUUGAAAGGAGACAUUGUACAUAAUUGAAAAGAAGAGGAAAGAAGGACUUGUCCGUUUUGAUAAUUUGCUGUAGGUGGCCAGUGUUGUUUCUCAUAGGGAAAUCUGAUCCACCUGUCAUAUUGGCUCCUAAGGAACUGCUGUUGUAAGCGGCUCAUCAAGAGUUGAACUUCAUGUAGCCUUGCUGGGAAUAUGGAAAAGGAAGAAAGCCACAGGACUGCCCAUUCAGUCUUGGAAAGAUCUGGAUGAUUCUGCAAAGCAAAAAUGACUUGAAAUUUAUGUAUAGACACCUCUCUACCAAUCCAUCUUCAACUGACCGAAUGUUGUAUAAUAGCCCUUCUCCAAAGCAGGGUGGAAUGUUCUGGUUUCACCACAGAUUUUCUACUCAUUUCAUUUUUGGAAUCAGCUUAUAGAUUCCAAGUCUCUUUUGUAUAUAACCUUUAUUCUUUUGCUUUUUAAAAAAUAAUUUUGUUUCAUAUUUAAAGUCCUUGUAUUAGUCAGUGAUUAAUGUUCAACAUUAUUUCAACCAUUCGCCAUUACGCAAAGAAUUACUUAUUGUGUUUUAAAUAAAACUGGUGUAGGAAAGUCUUGACGUUGUGAGUUAAGUAGUGUACGUCACUCCAGCCUAGGAUCGGCCUCAGUAGAGGUGCCUGUCAGAAUGUUGGCCUUUUGUGUAAGUGCUCCAAUUUCACAGAUGUCAUUUGGCUUUAGAAACUUCUUACAAGGACAUAUUGCCAGACUUACCCACACGUAUGCUUAGUUUUAGCCACAUAUGCUUUAGGCGUGAGCGAAUAUUAUGUGUUUUUUUUCCCUGACACUGAUUCUUAGCCAUUAUCAUUGUAACUCAAGUAAUGCCAUUAUUUGUUUCAAAAGAGAGGGUUUAGAAGUGAUCUUAAAUGGAUUCAACAAUUUAGAUUUCAAGCAUGAAUACUAAUAUAAAAAUUUUAAUUCAGGAAAAUCCAGGUUUUUUCAGUAGUGGGCUACUUUUUAUGGGAUUACAUGUAAAUUGUUGGCCACCAAAGAACUUAGAUUUUUUUUCCAAAUAGUAAUCCCAACAAGUUGAAUCAGCUUGUCACAAAAGCAAAACAUUGUGUAUUCAGUUUUGAGUGAUGAUGGUUUUCAAUUUUAACAGAAAAAGGCCCAAAUGUUGCAGAGUUUGGCCAUAGCCAGAAAUUUCAAGAUAGUCCAUGACUGAUACAUUUGUCUCAUAAUGAUCCCUAAAAUUGUGACUUAAACUCAAAUGUCAGUGGGUCCUCUUUCAUGGCCAGAACAGAGUUUAUUUUCAUCUUGACCAAUCAUUGAAACCACCAUUGAGAUAAGACUGAUGUUUAAUAAUUACAGCUUCAGAAAUAAAGCGUAUUGUAUAUUG